Messenger RNA from Acanthaster planci (crown-of-thorns starfish), 7990 nucleotides. RefSeq names its product centrosomal protein of 135 kDa-like. Lineage: Eukaryota; Metazoa; Echinodermata; Asteroidea; Valvatida; Acanthasteridae. The record is from RefSeq and is a predicted model, not a curated record.
UAGUUAUGGCAUCGCACAAUUUUUAAUUGCCAAUCUAUAUAAGGUUUCGAUAUGGGAUUUUUUCCAUUUUUCUCUCCAUAUUGUCUUUAUUUUCUCAAUCAGAUUGCAUGUUUACUUUCUAUGUUUUCUGUUUUGGUCAAUUCAUACGCCUGGAUAAUGUUUUCAGGCAGUUAAAGUCAUCCGACUGGUACAAAAAAGUAGACAGAAAUCUGUUGUGAGCAUGUUGUGUGUUGUGAGCCAUGGCAUGAAACUAAGAUUUACCGUGUAAGUUUUUAAAAAAAUCAAUGCGCAUGUUCAGUUGCCAAGCCAGUAACAAAACAAAAAAGAAAAGAUGGAACUGAUUCAUGGUCCAGAGUCCACCAGUCCUGUUGGUUUUCACAGUGGCUAUAGUUUUGGAAGUUUAGACAGGUUACUGUCUACUUUUGUCGCACCACUCUGGUGUAUUAAAAACAGAAACCAGACCAGUCUACAACGAAAGGAUCUCAGCCUUUAUUACCCUUUAAAGAAAAUCCUCCAGGGGUAUGAAUCUACCAAAUGAAAAAAAAUGGGCCUACAUGUACAAGUAUGUUAUUGUAUGUGUGUACCCACUGAGCUAUCCCUAUUUCAUGAUGGUAAGUGGAAAUUGAAACCUAGAUUGACCGUGACGAUUGUGCAGUGCUGAUUUGGGAAAGGACACUUCACAAUUAAAACUAUGGAAAUUUGGAAGUCGCAUUAUGUUUACCAUAACUACAUGUACAGUGUUACUGCGUCUUUCACUCUCGAGACUCAAAUUUUUAACCAUUGCCCUAUCAGGUCAAGCAGGUUCAAAGUUUACAGUUCAACAAUGGCCACACUAGCGGAGCAGAGGUUCACUGCUCUGCGUAAGCGUCUGGACCAGCUGGGCUACCGUCAAGCCUUAGGAAUCGAAUCUCUCCCCCUCGUGGAGAAACUCUUCAAUGAUUUGGUGCAUACAACCAGCAGCUUGAAGAAUGCCAAACUGCAGGCCAGCCGUGCCACUGAUGAGAAAACUCCAGUCUGCACGGACGAGGCGUACCGCAGUGACAACGCCAAGCUGGUGCGGGAGAACAACGAUCUCCACCUGCAGCUCAUCAAGCUCAAGGAGGAGAGCGAGGCCACCAUCAAGGACCUCAAGGCAGCCGUGCGCAAGCUGGAGCAUGAGAAUGCCGACCUACGCUUCCUCAACUCCCAGUUUGUGCACAAGGUGCGGGCGCUGGAGAAGGAGGCCAAGGCGAAGGGAGACCGCAUCAGCCAGCUGCAGGAGAAGAACUUCCAGGCAGUGGUGCAGACACCAGGUGGCCGCAAGCGGCACAUCCCCUUCCGCCGUCAGAGAAUGGACAUUGACAGCACCGUGCCUGAAGAUGGUCCCCGUCCAUCUCUUCAGGCCGAGAGGCAGGUUGCUGGCUUCAGCCCGGCUGACCCUUAUAUAGCUGACCUGGUCAAGAUUGCAGAUAACAGGGCGGAGACUCUACAGCAGGAGGUGGAGAGGCUGAGGGAAAAAGAGGAGAGGAACGAGAAGACAAUCAGGAGGCUGACUAAGCAGGUUGAAACACGGGACAACGAGAUGAACCGUCUGUCACGGCAGCUGGAAGGAGGCCGCCCUUUUGACGUUGUGUCCACAGAGGCAAAGAACAGGAGCAAUGAAAGGCUUAUAUCUCAUCUGAAUGUACAGAUUGACUACCUACAACAAGCCAACCGGGAUGCUGAGCGGCGCCUUCGCGAAGCCUCCAUCGCCCGCGACAACGCCGACCAGAAAGCCCUGGAGCUCAGCCGGAAGAACGAGGAGCUGGCCGAGGAGCUGCGUAGUGUGGACCGGCUGGCCCACCGGCUGAAGGCCGACAAGGACAGCGUGAUCCGGGCGGCCGACCAGGACGUGAUCGAGGCCAAGGUGGAGCUGCAGGAGACUUCGCGGGAGGUGGAGGUGCUGGAUCGGGAGCUAGAGCAGCUGAAACAGGACAAUAAGAGUCUGGUUGCUGACAUUGAUCAGGUCAAUCUGGAGCUUUCACUUCAGAAACAGGAAACUGAAAGAGUGCAAGAUCUGUUAGUGAGGGUCCAAGAUGACAAGAGGUGGUUGAGUGACAAAGUCAACAGGCUCACGUCAAAUGAGAGAGAACUUGUUCUAGAACUUGAACGGAUCAGAAACAAAGCUGGUGGCAAGGCCAAGACCAAAUCCCCCACCAAGAUGGACACCUACCUCAAGAGCCUUGAGGAGGAGCGGAAUUACUACAAGGGGGAGGUGGAUGUCCUGAACAAAGUGCUGAAGGGGCAGCACCUAUCCCUGUCUGUUUCCAGAGACCGGAGUCCGACCAGGUCCGGACGAGGAACCAGUCCGUCAAGGACACCCAGCAAGAUGGACAAGAAGUCUGCCUCUCACUAUGAGGCCAUCAUACGUGUGCUGGAAGAUGAGAGGGAUUUUUACAAGCGCGAGUAUGACACUCUCAGGGUGAUCCGCUCGUCCAGCAGUCCCAAGAAAUCCAGCAUGUCUCCCGCAGCAAGGGACAGGAGUGUAGCCGAGGAUACUGAGAUUAUCAAAUUGAGAAGAGAGCGCGAUGAGCUACAAUCACUCCUGGACAAGUUUGAGAGGCACCUUGCUGAGAUUCAAGCAAAUGUUAAAGUCCUGACAAACGAGAGAGACAAGACAAAUAUUUUGUAUGAACAGGCAAACAGCGAACUGCAACGACUGCGGCGAGAAGCAGUUAAGUCGCCCAAGACAUCCAGAGCCUCCGUGGCAGCUCAGUCCAUCCUGCAGCGGGUGGAGCUGGAGAGGGAUGAGGCCCUGGCUGACCUGAGAAGGAUGGUGACCGAGAGGGACAGCCUCAGAGAGAGAUUAAAGAUUUCCACGGACACUCAUUUGAAUGAAAAGGCGCGUCUUGAGCAGAAAGUUGAAGACUUGGAAAAAGCUGUUGAACAUGCUGAGCAGGACCGCAGUAGCCUCCAAUCCAGGGUCCAGUCAUUCCAGGCUAUGAUAUCCACUCUGGAGGAACAGGUCCGCUCCCAGGCUCUGCGGAUAGAGGAAGCUUACGAGGAGUCUUCCCAACACAAGGCCACCUCCACUCAGAUGAGAUUGCUAGCUGAGCAGGCAGAGACAUCACUAGGGGAUCACCAACGAAGGUUGAACCAACGUUCAGGGGAGUUACAAGCAGCUGACGAGAGAAAUGCCCGACAGGAGGAGCGUAUCACCGAUUUGACAAUAACCAACAACGCCUUACACGAUGAGGUGAGGCAGCUUCGCGGGACCAUCAGCUCACUAGACAGAGAGAAGGACACCCUCCAGAAUGCAGUCGAUGACAAGACGGAGAAGAUUGCUGCCUUGGAGCAGGAGCUGCUUGGGAGAGGACGGACGCUGAGUGACACCAGGGCAACACUGGAGGAUCUCCAAGACAGACUGGAGCGUGCCAAUGACGAACUGGGAACUAAAGAUCGUGAGGUGCGCAGCCUACGCAGGCAGCUAGAUUCAUCACGCGAUGAGUUGACGGAGACAGUGCGAGGCCGAGAUGCUACCAUGAGAGAAAACAGGAGGCUGCAAGAAGACUUGGCAACAAUGACAAGAGAAAACCAGGCAGUCAAUAUCGAGCUGGAGGAGGCAAUAGAGGAGAGAGAAUCUCUCAAGGAGCAAGUUCAGGAGUACAUCGCUGAGGUUGCUAGGAUCGAGGACUUGCUGGCUGCCAAGGAGCGUGAAAACAGGGACCUGCUAGAGAACUACCGCUCUGCCACCUCAGAGGCUCAGCGCUGGGAGACAGAGGCCUCACAGCGCUCCGGGGAGACGUCGACCUUCAAGGUGGAACUGAUGACCAAAGAUGCCGAAAUGAAGAGACUCAGGGACAAGAUCACCCUCCAGGAGAGAGACAUCCAACAGCACAUAUCAGCAGUCCAAGCCUACGAGCUGCAGGUGUCUAGCCUGACAAGGUCCAUCGCUAACUUGGAGGACAGCGUCAGACAGCUGCAGGACGAGAAGGAGUCGCUCGUCCAGGACCUCUCAGCCGUCAGGGAUCUGUGCGUUAAGCUGGAGAACACAAAAGAGGCAAUGUCACGACAGCUGACCACCAGAAACAUUGACACAGAGCAGCUUGAGUCCACAGUAGAAGACCAGAGGCACGAGAUUGAGAUGUUACGCAACCAGGUGGUGACAGAGAGGGCCUCCGUGCGUAAUCUGGAGACUCUCCUCUCCAACAACAGAGAGAAGGAAUUCCAAGCUCAGCUGGACAGCCAGGAGCAGCGAUCUGAGCUGCAGCUGGUCAAAGACAGGCUGGCGUUAGCCGACAGCAAAGUUCAGAGCCAGAGCAGGGAGAUCCAGACAUUGAGAUCCAGGGCAGCCCAGCUGGAAGCAGACCUGGAGAAAGUCCGACGGCAGCUCACCAGUGAGCGAUUCGAUAAGGAACGAAUUUCACAGGAGCUUCGUCGAUCCACUCUCUCCCCAUCCACCGUUGAGAACGCCAGCUACACCCGCACCUCCCUGACUAAUCACACUACCUCAAGGAGGUCCACCAGUCCGCCCCGGUCAUCAUCUCCAACCCUCAGGUCGCUCUCGCCCAGCAAGUCGGGUCGGAGGUCGCCUGACAGGUCGAUCCUGAAGUCCUCGCCGGCCUAUCGCUCGUCCUCGCCCGAGAGAAGGUGAGGAACGGAAAGAGAUCUAAAAGACAGCAACUUAAAUCAUUGUGUAUGCUACAGGAUCAACUGCGCAGGAAACUGAACGAGUGCCACUGCCGACUUCUGGCGGGACUGCAGGCCGCCUCCCCGGGACCUUAUGAGCCCUGCAGAAUCACCUGUCGCUGGUGCAUACAGGAGGAUAUAGAGAGAGCUAGGCAGCUACGGACUGACGAGUGUUGAAGGGAAAGGCAGGUGGUCGGAAGAACGCAGCCAGCAGCCUCCUGACUGGGUAAGCUUCAAGAGGACACACAGUGAAAUUUACAAACUAGGCAAUGGCAGCUGGGAUACAUACAAGGGGAUUUCAAGAAGUCUGUAGACUCCUUUGGUGAGGUACGGAGCUACAGAGGUUACAGAAUAGGUUUAGGUCUUGAAAUUCUGAGCCGAAGAACUAGAGAUUGCACCUGGGAAAAAAACACAUAGUUUGAAGUCUGAGACUUAGUAAUUUUCAAUUGGAAUGGGACAUGGAGUGAAAUGCUUGCUCUGGAAUGCCCAUAAUGCAUGUACUUGCCAAAAGAAGCAGAUGUCGGUACAAAUCUUUUCCAAUUUUAAGAAAUAUAUUCAUAUUGUGGAAGAGGAAUGCCAUUGAAAGACCAAUCUCAGGUUAAUAUCAGUUACUUUUGAAAUGAAACACAUCAGACCUUCCCGUAAGUCUCAACUCCCACGGUACCAUGCUGUAUUUCACAAAGAAAAAAAACAUGACCAGCUUUGUUGCAAAGAGUCACUUUGAGUGCAGAGGCCAAGUUUACACUUGGCAGGCCUGCUCCUCUCAUAAGCUCCAGAUACAUUGUGUGCUCAAGUUUUCAGGUGUAAUUCCCUAAGGUCCACAACCACAUGUCCAUCUGAUACACUUGUUAAGUCUUUGAACGGUAAUUUUUCUCUUGCAAGCAGCUGGCUUUCUGAUAUGCAUACAUGCAGUGUACCCUGAAUGUACACGUCUCCUAUUCCAUGCUUCCUGCCUAUUGCUCAGGGAAUGUGGAAGAAAUAGAUGUGAGUUGUAGCAGUGUAACCCGAUCAUGAAGGGGAGGGGAGUGUAAAGUGAAAGAAAAGCAAAAGAUACAAAUUCAUCAUUAGAAUCCUAAGACAGCGCCCCCAAACAAAACAAGAAAUGUGUAAAUACCUUUUCUAGAACAUCGGCACUUUCAAUUCCUAGAAACAAAACAAGACAAACAAAAUGUCAACAACAUGUCUGUAGGCAAAACCCUCCCCCCUCCACAGAGUAAGUUACUGGUGAGCAGCUGCUGUGGCAUCCAUCCACUCAAGGGCUUUAGGAAGUCUUGAUGGCUUCAUCUUAUCUUGCAUUGGAGGUUGUGACUUAGUGGCAUGUCAGAAUGUUUGAUCAUUUCUAACAAGUUGGUCAGUUGGAGUCAAGUUAUCUGUAAAGAGGUAAACAUGUCACAGCCUUGCACAUUUUUUUAAAUUAUCUUUGAGAAGUGGGUGUUUAUCAUAUUUCUUCAUAGUCAACAGGGGAGCUUGAAAAUUCGGCAUUUGAGCUAAAUUCACCCCAAAUCCUUCUAAAUAGAGUUCGUUGAAAAUUGUAAUGGGUACUACGUGUAUUUGCCACUCUCUGUGUGUGCCUUUUCUAUUGUACAAGUUUUUUUUUUUAAAGAAAGAUGUAAAUUUCCACAUUUUUUAACAAAAAUGAAAUUUUCAAUGACUUUGGCUGAGCCAGUCCCAAAUGUUUCAAUCUUCCCGAAUGAACCUUAGAAUUUGGCUUCAUUAGUUUUCAUUCCUACCUCAGUUUGUGCGUAUUUCAUAAUGCUGUUUUAGCCUUUUUGUGUGCAAAAUAGGAAAUAAAUUUGCCGACAGUUUCAUUGUUCUGUGGAAUUUUCUCACCUGUCAAUUUUGUCCAUUGUAAAUUUAAUUCUUAUGCGCUAAUGUAAUGUAAAUGAAUUUAACAGCACCGGCAAAGACACACUGAUAUGUCGUGCCUUUCUUUUUAGUCGUGUCAACAUUGUCCAUUUUGAUUGACAGUAAUUAAUUUGGUGUUUGUGAAUUGUCUUUGAAAGGUUGUGCAAAAAAAGUUCAUAAAUGUUGUUUUGUACCCUGGUUUUAAUUGUAACAGUCACUGGAAAACGAAGAAACUUUAAGGAAACUUCACGACUUGCCAUUUUAUAUUUAUGUAUAUAGUUACCUGUCUGUAGAGAUUUAUUUAUUUAGUUACAUAUGUAGAUUGUGCACCGUCCGCCAUCACAUGUAUUGAUUAAUGUGGUUAUGAAUGUCGAAGACAUGUGGCAUUGAUGACAUUCCUGAAGGUGAUGUCAAGCCACCCAGCAGGCAUCUGAAACUAAUAAGACGUCUGUUUUUAAUUUAUUGAUUUCAAUGCACAUUUGAAGUGCAUAGAGCCCAGAGACACACGUAGAAUACAGCUGAGUAUGGUUUGAACACAUUGUGCCUCAUAAGCUGUUGUGGUAUUAUCCAGAUCGCCUUUCUUGAAUCAAUUUUUCCAAGCUGAGUGAAAUACACAGAUAAGAAAAAGCAGUGAGAAUGUGUGAUUUGAGAGAGGGAAAAUGUUCCCGUCAUGCCAUGGGCAGAGAUCCGUUGUGACCUGGGGGGAUUACCAAUACAUGUGCAUGUUUAAUCACCCUUCCCCUAAUUGAGGUGGGACCUUGGAUCCUGCCUCCAUGUCAUGCUUCGCACAAGGAUGACCUUUCAUCAUCCCCCACACGUGACAAGAAAUCUCCGCCCAUGCGUCAUGGGAAUGCUUUAAAAAUGCAUCUGUAUUAUGGAUAUUAUGUUUUGUGUAUGUAGAUAGACAUUUCCAAGUGUUCAAACCAUUAGCCUAAACUGUUCAAACAAAUACAUGCUGAAUUGGUUUCUUUGCUCAAACAUUCCAUGCUCGAUAAUGCAUACAGGUACAGCAGCUGUGAUUAUCCAAUGCACGAAUGAAUUACAGAUGAUGAAUGAUGAAUGCGGUAUAUACUCGGAGCCAGUGAAAGAUUUCUUUGAAUCACCCCAUCCUUAUAUGGAAAGCUCACAGUUAAGGAGCUCAGGGAUUGGGCUGUUUGCAACAGGGAUGGAAGGUGUCAGCCCAUCGGGGAAAGAAUGUUGCUGUGAAUGCUGUUUGUUAUUGUUGUCGUCUGUGCUUGUUUCUCUCUUAGUCUGAGCGUGGAGGAAGGACACAGGAGUUGUUACAAACUCUGACACAUCAAUUGCUCGAUGAUCAUCGCCGCCCAGUCAGACGAACUAUAGUAAACAUUUCAAACAUUCCUGAUUACUGCCUGCAGCUCAGCCAGACAAGUGGGGCCAGUUAUAUCGUAGGAAUAUUUGUAAUGUUUUCUUUGCAAUUAACUAAAACUUAUCGCAGUGACCAGUCAAUAGAACGAAUAAAUAUGUAACAUUAGAUUUA